UCACCGCUCUCAUUGGACAGAUCACAUUCACAACCCAACUUCCUCAGUCGCUGCAAUCACAGCAUUCACCUAAAACCUCCACUUCAGAGUCCGAAACUUUCGAGUGACGGACUUCACACGUUUCCACUAUCCCAAUUCGAACAAGAGUCACACUCGAGGGAUUGAUAAAUAGAUAAAGUUUAAAGGUACAGUCUUACAGAGAAAGAGUUGUCAAACAUAGUAUCCAAGAAAAAGAAGUAAAGGCAAUGGCUUUCUCGCCGGUAAUGUCGUCCGGACCUCAUCUCUACCUGCCAAGAAGAAUACCCACAAACCUCAAAGCACCUCCGAUUCACUGCUCGUCGUCUUCGUCUCUGGUUUCCACCCAGUUCGAUCUGAAGGGAUACUGGACGACCUUGAUUGGCGAGAUAAACCAGAGUCUGGAGGAGGCGAUUCGGGUGCAGUACCCGGAGAAGAUCUACGAGGCCAUGCGGUACUCGGUGCUAUCAAAGGGGGCCAAGCGAGCCCCACCCGUCAUGUGCGUCGCCGCUUGCGAGCUCUUCGGUGGCAACCGCCUUGCUGCCUUCCCCACCGCAUGCGCCCUCGAAAUGGUUCAUGCAGCUUCACUGAUCCACGACGACCUUCCCUGUAUGGAUGAUGACCCUUCACGCCGAGGCCAGCCCUCAAACCACACACUGUAUGGAGUUGAUAUGGCAAUCCUGGCCGGGGACGCUCUCUUUCCACUCGGCUUUCGCCACAUUGUCUCCCAUACACCUUUUGACCUCGUGCCUGAGGCCCGUCUUCUUCGUGUGAUCACAGAGAUUGCCCAAGCUGUAGGGUCCACCGGCAUGGCUGCUGGUCAGUUCCUUGACCUUGAGGGCAGUUCCAAUUCUGUUGAAUUCGUGCAAGAAAAGAAGUUUGGGGAAAUGGGUGAGUGCUCUGCAGUGUGUGGAGGGUUACUAGCCGGUGCUGGAGAUGACGAAAUACAGAGAUUGAGGAGUUAUGGGAGAGCUGUUGGGAUGUUGUAUCAAGUUGUGGAUGAUGUUUUGGAAGAGAAAUCGAGGAAAUUUGAGGAAACUAAAGAGCCAAAGAAGGGGAAGAGUUAUGUAGGAGUGUAUGGAGUUGAUAAGGCAAUGGAGGUGGCAGAGGAGCUUAGGGCCAAGGCCAAGAGGGAAUUGAAUGGGUUUGAGAAGUAUGGUGAGAGUGUGGUACCUCUUUAUAGCUUUGUGGAUUAUGCUGCUGACAGAGGUUUUAGUGUUGGUGAUGCAAGUUAAUGGAGUUUCAGCAGAGCUGAUGUCGGCAUCGAUGAGGACUACCCGAUUUGUAUCAGUAACUCAGUUGUGAUUAUAUAUUGCUGAUAUCUGGUGGCCUGAGCUUCCUUCUUCUUCUUUUCCAUUUUGGCUCAACUCUUGUUCUAGAACGAGUUUAUUAUCUAAGUGCCAUAAAACCUCAACUAUUAUUGCAA
Juglans regia (Persian walnut) is the source of this 1441-nucleotide messenger RNA. Its product is annotated as heterodimeric geranylgeranyl pyrophosphate synthase small subunit, chloroplastic-like. NCBI's taxonomy places the organism in Eukaryota, Viridiplantae, Streptophyta, Magnoliopsida, Fagales, Juglandaceae. The transcript has 2 exons. Gene Ontology annotation, biological process: isoprenoid biosynthetic process. Bases 246 to 1250 code for a protein of 334 amino acids. Gene Ontology annotation, molecular function: prenyltransferase activity. The record is from RefSeq and is a predicted model, not a curated record.